AUGUCUACCUUCACCUACCUCAUCACCGGCGCCUCCCGCUCUCUCGGCCUCGGCUACGCUCGCGCGCUUCUCGCCGCUCGCCCCGAGGCUCGCGUCGUCGCCGCCGCCCGCAACCCCUCGGCCGCGACCGACCUCCAGGCGCUCGCCAACGAGGACGCCAACAAGGGCCGCGUUCACGUCCUCCAGCUCGACGUCGAGGACAAGGCGCAGAUCGCAAAGGCGGCAAAGGACCUCGAGGCGUGCGGCUUCCUCGGCGAGGCGGGCGGCAUCGACGCCCUCAUCCACAACGCCGGCGUCGCGCUCAACCACCAGACCAAGCCCUCGCAGCUCGAGCCCGAGGACGUUCUCGACAACCUCAAGAUCAACGUGUUCGGCGUCCUCAACGUCAACAAGGCCUUCCUGCCUUUCCUCGAGAAGGGCAAGGGCAAGCAGAUCUUCGCCUUGUCGAGUGUGUGCGCCUCGAUCGAGCAGUGGGGCAACAACGUCAUGACGCCGGCGUACUCGGUUUCCAAGACGGCGCUCAACAUGUGGAUGAGCAAGCUCGCGGCGGAGCUGGGCCCGAAGGGCUUCACGGCAAUCAUGUUCCACCCCGGAUACGUGAAGAGCGACAUGAACAGCGGAGCAGGAGAGAUUACUAUCGAGGAGGCGGCCGACUUUGCCGUCAAGAACGUCUUCCUCGCGGCCAAGCCCGAGCUGAACGGCGCAUUCCUCCGCUACAGCGGCGAGAAGAUGCCGUGGUAG
Messenger RNA from Rhodotorula graminis WP1, 741 nucleotides. RefSeq lists its product as uncharacterized. The coding region runs from base 1 to 741 and encodes 246 amino acids. The record is from RefSeq and is a predicted model, not a curated record. Gene Ontology annotation, molecular function: oxidoreductase activity. Lineage: Eukaryota; Fungi; Basidiomycota; Microbotryomycetes; Sporidiobolales; Sporidiobolaceae. The transcript is spliced from 8 exons.